Molecule: messenger RNA, 4997 nt
Organism: Phyllostomus hastatus (greater spear-nosed bat)
Lineage: Eukaryota; Metazoa; Chordata; Mammalia; Chiroptera; Phyllostomidae
Gene: SREBF1
Product: sterol regulatory element binding transcription factor 1
Exons: 17
Coding region: 1012-4365 (1117 amino acids)
Biological process (GO): regulation of transcription by RNA polymerase II
Cellular component (GO): nucleus
Molecular function (GO): protein dimerization activity; RNA polymerase II cis-regulatory region sequence-specific DNA binding; DNA-binding transcription factor activity, RNA polymerase II-specific
Source: RefSeq, a predicted model, not a curated record
GGCUGGGAAUCAAAUCAACAACUUUUCAGCUCACAACUUUCCUCCCAGAUCCAGCUGUGAGGAUAGCUGAUGGGUUUGGGGGCCACCUGGUGCAGCCCAGCCCUUGAAGGUGGGCUCACCUCAGUACCCAGGACAGGAAGACCCAAAGAGUUCUAAGGACCCAAUUACCAAGGUUACACAGCUACUCAGGGAAAGCAACAGGGUUGGGCCUCAGGGAUACCUGGUUCCAGACUUGGUGCAGUCUCUGGGAGCAGCCAGGAUGGAGGACACAAGAAAGAGCCAGACUGUGCUUUAGACCUGAGCUGGGUUGCUAUGCAUCAUGACAGGUGGGGCUGAGUCAGAGGAGGCAGCUUGGCUGGGGACAGGCCUGGAGAAUGAACCCUGGGCUCUGUGGGUUGGAGACAGAGCUAAGUGGCAGGGGAGGGAUUCCAAAGAGGUGAAUUGAAAUAAACCAGAACUGCCCUGGCCACGUAGCUCAGUUGGUUGGAGUGUCAUCCUGAUGUGCCAAGGUUUUGGGUUCAAUCCCCGCUCUGGGCACAUACAAUAAGUGAAUACAUAAGUGGGUGGAACAGUAAGUCAGUGUUUCUCUUUCUCCCUCUUCUCCACUUUCCUCUUGCUCUAAAAUCGAUAAAUAAAAGAUUAGCCCUGGCUGGUGUGGCUCAGUGGAUUGAGCACUCCAACCCUAGGGACAGGCAUCAUCAGGCUCCUGCUCCAGCAACUAAAGCUCAAAGUGGCGAUGUAACUGGCCUGAGGCCACACAGCAAUUGUUGCAGCUAUACAUUGGACGGGUCUUUCUUGCUCUUAAGAGCCAAAUCUAGAAAGUGAAGUUUGUCAGGACAUCUCUGUCCUCCCCCCAAGUCCAGAGACCUCUGGGACGGGCCCAGUACUGAGACUUCCAUUCAGCCCCUUUGCUUGGUGCUGGAGAAACUGAGGCCCAGAGAGGAGCCAUGGCCCGCCCGAGCUCCCGCAACAGCGGGCCAGAGGCAGCGGCGCAGAGACUAGGUAAAAUGAAUGACUGCAGGGUUCUCCGCUGGGGGUCAGUUUGCUUGGCCGACCCGGGGCCCGUCAAGCUCUCCCCAGGUGGGGCGGGGCUGUCCAGCCCGGGGCGGGGCCUACGCGCUCGGGCCCGCCCCCGUCCUGCCCUCCCUGCUGCCCUUGCAAGCCGCCCCUGAGGAACCCAGUUUCCGAGCAACUUUUCACGGGCGCCGGGCUGCCACCGAGGCCAGGGCGGGCUGCGAAUGCGCGGAGCGGCGGCGGCGGCGGCAGCGGGUCAGGGCUGGCGGACGCAGAGCUCGUUGCGAAAGUCUGUGGCCCCCGGGCCCAACCGGAGGUGGCGACGACGAAAUGGACGAGCCGCCCUUUACCGAGGCGGCCUUGGAGCAGGGACUAGCCGAGCCGUGCGAGCUGGACGCGGCGCUGCUGACUGACAUCGAAGACAUGCUUCAGCUCAUCAACAACCAAGAUGACUUCCCUGGCCUGUUCGACCCGCCCUAUGCUGGGGGCGGGGCAGGGGGCACCAACCCCCCCAGUCCUGAAGCCAGCUCCCUGGGCAGCUUGUCUUCGCCUCAAGCCACUAUGAGCUCCACACUUGAAGGCUUUCUGGGGGGCCCCAAGGCAAUACCCCCACUGUUGUCCCCUCCUCAGCCUGCUCCCACAUCAAAGACAUGCCCUUCUGUGCCCGCCUUCUCCCCUGGGCCUGGCAUCAAGGAGGAACUGGUGCCGCUGACCGUCCUGCAGCCCUCCACCCCACAGCCCCUGCCGGGGGCCCUCCUGCCCCAGAGCUUUCCAGCCCCAGCCCCACUGCAGCUCAACUCCACCCCUGUGUUGGGGUACCCCAGCCCUCCUGGAGGCUUUUCCACAGGGACCCCUCCAGGGAGCACUCCACAGCCACUGCCUGGCCCACCAGGGGUCUUGCCCUCCUCCUUGCACACCCAGGUUCAGGGUGCAGCCCCUCAGCAGCUGUUGACAGCCACAUCCACCACCACAGUGGCUCCUGGAACAAACAGUGUGACCUCGCAGAUCCAGCAGGUCCCGGUGCUGCUGCAGCCCCACUUCAUCAAGGCAGACUCGCUGCUCCUGACAACCAUGAAGGCAGACACAGGAGCCCCUGUACAGGCGGCCGGUGUCGGCUCCUUGGCCCCGGGCAUGGCUGUGCAGACUGGGCCCUUGCAGACCCUAGUGAGCAGUGGGACCAUCCUGGCGACUGUGCCGCUGAUAGUGGACACUGACAAGCUGCCCAUCAAUCGGCUGGUGGCCAGUGGGAAGUCCCUUGGUUCGGCCCAGAGCCGUGGCGAGAAGCGCACCGCCCAUAAUGCCAUUGAGAAGCGCUACCGCUCCUCCAUCAAUGACAAGAUCAUCGAGCUCAAGGACCUGGUGGUGGGCACUGAGGCAAAGCUGAACAAAUCUGCUGUCUUGCGCAAGGCCAUUGACUACAUUCACUUUCUACAACAGAACAACCAGAAACUCAAGCAGGAGAACUUGAGUCUGCGUACUGCUGCCCACAAAAGCAAAUCUCUGAAGGACCUGGUGUCCGCUUGUGGCAGUGGCGGGAACUCUGAUGUGCCCAUGGAGGGCAUAAAGCCUGAGGUGGUGGACACACUGAGCCCACCACCUUCGAACGCCGGCUCGCCCUCCCAGAGCAGCCCCUUGUCCCUUGGCAGCAGGAAUAGUGGCAGUGGUGGCAGCAGCAGUGAUUCGGAGCCCGACAGCCCAGCUUUCGAGGACAGCCAGCAGGUGAAGCCGGAGCAGCUGCCAUCCCCCCACAGCCGGGGCAUGUUGGACCGCUCCCGCCUGGCCCUGUGCGCUCUCGUCUUCCUCUGUCUGUCCUGUAACCCUUUGGCUUCCCUGCUGGGCAGCUGGGGUCUCUCUGGCCCCUUGGAUGCCACCAGCAUCCACCAGGGCUCUGGACGCAACGUGCUGGGUGCUGAAGAGACAAGUGGGACAGGCCAGCAUGGACACCUCUGGCAGACAGGGAAGUACACAGGUGGACACCUCACUGCCACCAGCCUGGCACUGAGCGCCGUGAACCUGGCAGAGUGUGCAGGGGAUGCCCUGUCUGUGGCCACGCUGGCUGAGAUCUACGUGGCUGCUGCUCUGACGGUCAAGACCAGUCUCCCUCGGACCUUGCAUUUCCUGACCCGCUUCUUCCUGAGGAGCGCCCGCCAGGCCUGCCUGGCACAGAGUGGCUCAGUGCCACUUGCCAUGCAGUGGCUCUGCCACCCUGUGGGCCACCGUUUCUUCGUGGAUGGGGACUGGGCCGUGAGCAGCACCCCCAGGGAGAGCCUGUACAGCUCAACUGGAAACCCAGUGGACCCCUUGGCUCAAGUGACUCAGCUAUUCCGAGAACACCUCCUGGAGCGCGCACUGAACUGUGUAGCCCAGCCCAGUUCCAGCCCUGCAUCAGCUGACGGGGACAGGGAAUUCUCAGAUGCCCUUGGGUACCUCCAGCUGCUGAACAGCUGUGCAGAUGCUGUCAGGGCUCCAGCCUGCACCUUCUCUGUCAGUUCCAGCAUGGCCACCACCACAGGCACAGACCUGGUGGCCAAGUGGUGGGCCUCUCUGAUAGCUGUGGUGACCCACUGGCUGCGGCGGGAUGAGGAGGCAGCUGAGCGGCUAUACCCACUGGUGGAGCGCCUGCCCCGUGUCCUGCAGGAGUCCAAGAGACCCUUGCCCAGGGCAGCUCUGCACUCCUUCAAAGCUGCCCGGGCCCUGCUAGGCCGUGGGAAGGCAGAGUCUGGCCCAGCCUGCCUGGCUGCCUGUGAGAAGGCCAGUGGUUACCUGCAGGACAGCCUGGCUACCACACCAGUUGGCAUCUCCAUUGACAAGGCUAUGCAGUUGCUCCUAUGUGACCUGCUCCUUGUGGCACGCACGAGUCUGUGGCUGCGGCAGCAGCCAUCUGUACCAGGCCAGGCCUCGCAGGCCCCAGGCAGUGGAGCUCCACCCUCUGCCCUUGAGCUACGUGGCUUCCAGCGGGACCUGAGUGGCCUGAGGCGUCUGGCGCAGAGCUUCCAGCCUGCCAUGCAGAGGGUAUUCCUACAUGAGGCCACAGCCCGGCUGAUGGCAGGGGCCAGCCCCACGCGGACACAGCAGCUCUUGGAUCGCAGUCUGAGGAAGAGGGCCAGUUCCUGUGGCAAAGGAGGAGGGAUGGAGCUGGAGCCAUGCCCCUCGCGGCGGGAGCAAGCUGAGGCCCUGCUGCUGGCUUCCUGCUACCUGCCACCCUGCUUUCUGUCGGUGCCUGGGCAGCGUGUGGGCAUGCUGGCCGAGGCAGAGCGCAUGCUCGAGAAGCUCGGUGAUCACCGCCUGCUGUACGACUGCCAGCAGAUGCUCUUGCGCCUUGGCGGCGGGACCACAGUCACCUCCAGCUAGACAUGCUCUCCGGCCCUGCCCAGCCCCAACCUGCCAGCUGUCAGGCCCCAGUACCCGUUUUAAGCCACCUUAGUGCUUUCUGGUUCUGUCACGGGCCAGAACCUGGAAUGCUAAAGGCAGUGCCAGAGACCCCAGUAUCCACCGUUCACCUAGGGACUGCACUGCAUCGGCAGGGUUUGGGAUGGGGAAUGGGACUUUUUUGGGCUUUUGCUGCUUGCCCUGGGAGGCCAGAAGGAACGUGACCCCGUCACUCCUGCCCCUUUCUAACCCGACUAGCAGUGACCAGGAUGAUGCUGACCUCUGGUGGCCGAUCGGAGGAUUGCAGGGGCCGGUCCAGUCUGUUACCUCUUGGCUCUGUAGGUGCCUAGUGGCUUUUCCCUCUGCUAUCUAAGAGGGAAGAUAGGGGGUAUGUGUUACUCAGCUGUGGGGGGAGCAACUUGUCUUUCCUAGCCAGCAAAGGGGCCCGGCCCCAACGCCCCUCUUUGCCUUCUGGAGAGAUGUGUACAUAGUGUAGAUCAGGGUGCAUCAGCCUCCUGGCCUUGGAGACCCAAGUGUUACUUUGCCUUUUGCAAACUUUAUUUUCAUAGGUCGAGAAGUUUUGUACAGAGAAUAAAAAGUGAAAUUAUUUAUAA